AUGGAAAGGGCCCAUCAUUCACCACGAAAGGCGUCACCACCGGUGCCAAUGUCGGGGUUCGUAGGCGCCACAGUAGAGUGCCUCCAUGCUGUCGUGCAUGAGGUAGUGCUGCUGCUACAGGCGCUACAGGCCUCCAUCGCCCUGCAAGCGAAGCAGAGCUACGAAACGAGCAGCGUGCGUCUAUAUACAUUUCUGGACACCUCCGGCUGCUGUCUUCGGCUCAUAGUCAUUGUCUCCCUGAUGCUCAUAGCAGCACUCGCGGUGCUGCUGGUGGACUUGUCUGGGUGUCUUGUUAGUUCGGUCGCCACGGCUGCCGGUAUCCGUCACCUCGUCCUCGCCAACGUGCCUGGCACCGCCGUCAUCCCACUACACUUCAACGCGCUGCCGUUCCACAACGACGACUGGCAGCGGCACCUGCCAGAGGACAAGGCGCUCAAGGACUUCCUUCUCCCCGAUAGAAAGACGCGCGCCCUCGCCGAGUCCAUGGCGCAGCGCGCCGACUCUCUUAGCGCCAUGCAGCAGCACAUGGGACAGUUUGCGGAUGCAAAGUUCUCGUUUCUGAGUCACUUUGUCAACACCCACUUGGCCUCCUCCACUAUGCACAUCCCUCGCACCACCACCUCGGCGGAGGUCUUCUCUCCGAGAGGUGGCGUCAAUCUCGAGGGCCUCUUCCAGUUCGGGCCGGUCAUGUUCAACGCGAAGGGCGAGUACACGGCCAAGAUGCAGGUGGUACUCACAAAGGAGGAGGUGGGCCGAGAUGUGCCACUCAUUCUGGAGUCCUCCAUGCUCUUCUCUGAGGACGCCACAGCCGUGCAGUCUGUUGCCCAAUUUGAUGUCCUCUUCACAACGAGUACCUCUGUCACGGUACGCACCGGGCCGUCGUACAGGCCGUGGAUCGAGCUGCUGCUGAGAAGGCUGCUACGAUUCUGGUUCUACCCACCAGUGUGGUCGUACGAGUACCUACGAAGUGCGCUGCAUCAGAGGGAUAGUGCGCCAUUUCCGCCCAUCGAUCCAUCCCGCGAGGUUGCUGUUGUACUCGAGGUUUACAACCGCUUCACACCACCGCUAACCCUGCAACCCCGCCUGCGCGCCAUGAACUUCACACUCUACCAGCUCCCCGACGCCAGUGCACCCUCUCGCGUGAAGGUGUCGCGGCUGGUGUUUUUCUCUACUGUGCAGCUCACGGGAGUGGCGCGGUGGCUGACCGACUACCCUGUCGCCACGUUUCUUCUACUCGUCGCCGUCUUCUUUGCAGUGUUUGCAUUGACAAGCGUCGGCGGUCUGCUCGGGCUUCUCGUCUACGUGUACUGGCGCUGGUUCCGGGGCCGGGGGCUGGCACCAUUCGCCGCGGACGGCCUGACCGAGGAGGUCGUCGCCCUACCGCACGACAGGCCUGCCGCAGCAGUGAAGCGCGUCGUGACGCCUCAUUUGCGCCGACACCGCAGCAGCAGCGACUUGUACGACAGCCUUGACACGUCACAGCUGCGCCGCUCCCAAUCCUUCAACUACACCCCAGAGAAGAAGAGGACGUAG
Molecule: messenger RNA, 1533 nt
Organism: Leishmania braziliensis MHOM/BR/75/M2904
Lineage: Eukaryota; Euglenozoa; Kinetoplastea; Trypanosomatida; Trypanosomatidae
Exons: 1
Coding region: 1-1533 (510 amino acids)
Source: RefSeq, a predicted model, not a curated record